AUGGUAAAAAGAGCAGCUGAAGUUGCCUUUCAACUGCUCGACAUCUUCUUGCUGUUUGGGGCUCCUGCAAUCCUUCAAAGUGACAAUGGUUCAGAAUUUAUAGCUCAUGUCAUCACAGAAAUAAAAUAUCUUUGGCCAAAUCUCAUCAGGGUCCAUGGAAAACCAAGACAUCCCCAAAACCAAGGUUCUGUGGAACGUGCCAAUAAGGACAUCAAGGAUAUAUUGAUUGCUUGGAUGUCAGACAACAACACACAGGAUUGGUCCAUUGGUCUUCGUGUUGUUUUCCUUGUCCAAAACAUGAAGAACUCCGCCUAUCACUCAGGUAGCAAGCGCACACCAUACAAAGCUAUGUUUGGUUGUGAUCCUCAAGUGGGUCUAACAUCAUCAUGUCUCCCUUCAGAGGUUAUUGAGAGACUUCAGACAGAAGAUGACCUGCUUGCCCUUAUUUGA
Molecule: messenger RNA, 450 nt
Organism: Macrobrachium nipponense
Lineage: Eukaryota; Metazoa; Arthropoda; Malacostraca; Decapoda; Palaemonidae
Product: KRAB-A domain-containing protein 2-like
Exons: 1
Coding region: 1-450 (149 amino acids)
Biological process (GO): DNA integration
Molecular function (GO): nucleic acid binding
Source: RefSeq, a predicted model, not a curated record